AUGGGGUUCGAGACAUCUCCCGAUCGGGAACCCAAGGAUGGGCGCAGUCCAGACUACGACACCGAGGCCAUCCAGCCGGCGAGGCCCUCUGGACGAUCAGCCUGGUUCGGUGGCCCUGGGGUCAGCAUUGGACCUCGCAUCGCGCCCGUGGUUGUGCCUGUCGAUGGCGGGUCCGAAAGCGACCUCAGCAGCAACGAGAUAUUGCUCAAGCAGCGCGAGAUUGAACAAAAUGCUGCCAUCCAGUAUCGUACCUGCAGUUGGCAAAAGACAGCUGCAUUAUUAUUCUCCGAAUACAUCUGCUUAGCUAUCAUGAGCUUCCCCUGGUCAUACAGCAUUCUGGGGUUGGUGCCUGGUAUCAUUCUCACCAUUGUACAAGCCAUGAUCGUACUGUACACUUCGCUGGUCCUAUGGGAAUUCUGUCUGCGUCACCCCGAAGUUCGAGAUGUCUGCGACAUUGGCCAGAUGCUGUUCUGGGGUCAGAAAUGGGCAUGGUGGGCUACCGCGAUUAUGUUCAUCUUAAACAACACAUUUAUUCAAGGUCUACAUAUUCUGGUUGGCGCCAAAUACUUGAACACUAUGGUCGGCGAGAACUCCAGCGUCUCCUGUCAGACCGUCGUAUUCGGAGUUGUGGUGCUUCUAAUAUCCUGGGUCUCUUCGCUGCCACGUACCUUCGACAUGCUCUCUAAGCUUGGCACAGCUUCUGCCAUGUUUACCUUUGUUUCCGUCCUAUUGGCUGCUAUUUUCGCCGCGGUCGAGGCUCAUCCCGCCGGAUACAGUGUCGCUCCCGGCGAAGAUGCGACUACACCAUGGGGUAGCCCGGUUGUUACGGCAAUCCCGCUCGUGGGAACCACCUUCGUCUCUGGACUAAAUGCAUUCCUCAACAUCAGCUAUACAUUCAUCGGUCAAAUUACGCUUCCCUCAUUCAUUGCUGAAAUGAAGGAGCCGAGAGAUUUCCCCAAGGCCUUGUGGGCAUGCACCAUUCUAGAGAUCUUAGUCUUCUCUGUCGUCGGAGCCGUCAUUUACGCUUAUACUGGCAACCAGUAUAUGACGGCACCAGCAUUCGGGUCUCUGGAGCCGCUGUACAAGAAGAUAUCAUUCUCCUUUAUGAUCCCAACCCUAAUCUUCUUGGGAGUAUUGUAUGCCUCUGUCUCGGCUCGGUUCAUCUUCUUCCGCAUUUUCCAGAACUCUCGCCACAAGAACGAGCACACCGUUGUCGGCUGGGGUAGCUGGGCUCUCAUUCUACUGGCCACGUGGAUCGUGGCUUUCCUCAUCGCGAAUGUGAUUCCGUUCUUCUCAUCUCUUUUGUCAUUGAUGUCGUCACUAUUCGACUCUUUCUUCGGUUUUAUUUUCUGGGGCGUAGCAUACUUUAGGAUGCGAAAGGCUGACGGUUCAGUCGCACUGAUGAAUGACCGCUCAUUCCGUGGCUGGUUUGAGGGCAUUCUUAACAUCAUCAUCGUCCUCACCGGUAUUUUCUUCCUUACUGUGGGCACUUAUGCCAGUGUUGAAGGCAUCAUUGAAGAAUUUGAAGCUGGAACAGUGGGAAGUGUCUUUCAAUGUGCAAGCAAUGGCAUUUAA
Molecule: messenger RNA, 1575 nt
Organism: Pseudomassariella vexata
Lineage: Eukaryota; Fungi; Ascomycota; Sordariomycetes; Amphisphaeriales; Pseudomassariaceae
Product: amino acid transporter
Exons: 9
Coding region: 1-1575 (524 amino acids)
Biological process (GO): amino acid transmembrane transport
Cellular component (GO): vacuolar membrane
Molecular function (GO): amino acid transmembrane transporter activity
Source: RefSeq, a predicted model, not a curated record